Messenger RNA from Hyla sarda, 2262 nucleotides. Its product is annotated as putative nuclease HARBI1. NCBI's taxonomy places the organism in Eukaryota, Metazoa, Chordata, Amphibia, Anura, Hylidae. The record is from RefSeq and is a predicted model, not a curated record. Bases 1125 to 2207 code for a protein of 360 amino acids. The transcript is spliced from 9 exons.
GCACCGCCUCCUCCCAGCCCUCCUACCGGGCAUUGUCAUCAGCUGGGAGGGGUGAGAGCAGGCUACACACCGCGAGACUAGUGGACACUAGAAGGCAGCCACUCAAGGAGUCCGCGGGGCCGUGAGUGUCCAUCCAGAUCUCGGCACGGGUCCUUCCCUCCUCGGUUCCUGCAGUGACUCCUCCUUCAGUGCUCACUGAUCCUCUGACCGCUCCAUCGGUCCUUCCUACUGUGUCCAUGGUGAUGGCUCCUCCUCCUUCAUUGCAGACUACUUCCGGUGUUCAGAACGCUGUGUCCGGGGGUGGCUCUGGAGGGUUGGCCUUGUCCGAAGUACAUCUGGGAGUUGGUGACAACCGCUUGAUGCCGCUAAUUUCCUCAUCGGUGGUGCCCGCCACCUGGAAUGGUCAUGGUCCUUCUCCAGUGGUGUAUGUUCUAGGACACUCAUACAUCCAACGGGCAGCUUAGAGGGCUGCUAUCUGCCCAGGUGGACGUUCGCUGGGAUCAGGUGGAGCUGUGGUGGCGUGGCAGUCCCGGUCUUCAGUGGUCCGUGGUGCUGACCGAUUGCAUUACAAUUGCUGACCUGGGUCUCUCACCUGGCAUCCAGGAAGUUUUCAUAAAUGAAGCACAGAAUGAACCCUUGGCCUAUGGAUCACCAAUAGUUAUGGACUGUCCUUUGGUUUUACUCUCCUGCAGCAGGACUUCUGUCUGCGGUCUCUGUUGCUGUUGGUCUGGAGCGGCACUUCUGGGAUCCUUUUGUACCCUGUGAUAAACAGUCUUGCAACCAGACUUGCAGACAGUAACGUGACAGUAAUGACAGAUUCGGGCAUCGGAGAUUGGGUACUGAUGAUCGUUGGUGUUUGCAGAGUCUGUGAUGCAGCAUGGACUUUGUGAUUGCCAGCCGGAGAUGAGCACAGCAGCCGGAGCCUCCAAUAUGGCUGCACCCAGGGAACUUCCAGUUUUGGUCCGGUCAGCAAAAUCCUCCCCUGUGCAACACAGGGCGGCUCUUUGGUUCCUCCUCGCUGUAUUGAAGAGGUGUCAACGCUGGGGACUGACGGGGCGGAGCUGCAACCGCUCACGAGUGAAACACCGGACCAGAUUAACUCUUUCAGGUCAAUAACUCUUGGAAUGGCUUUGCCAGUUACCAUAGUAAUAAUGAGAGGACAGAACAAUGCCACCAUGCAUCUUCCGCCACCAAGGCCACGCCAAACGAGAAAGGAUCGCUUGUUUAAACCAAGGCUAGACAUGAGCUCUUUCACAGACGAGGAAGUAGUGAAACACUUUCGCCUGACCAAGGCAGCAAUUAAUCAGCUUUAUGAGGAGCUAAAACAACACAUAGGCCGCAAAAGUCACAGAAGUCAUGCCAUCUCUGGUAUCUCCAAACUCCUUGCAGUACUCCAUUUUUUUGCAAGCGGAUCAUUCCAGUAUUCCAUUGCGUCGAAAAUGGGUUUCACGCAACCCACUUUUAGUAGGUGCCUGAGGCAGGUGGUGGAUGCCAAAGUUGCUCUUAGUAAGAAAUACAUCAAAUUUCCAUACAAUGAUUCAGAGCGUGAUGUAAUGAAGCAGAUUUUUUAUGAGAAAUAUGGCAUGCCAUUAACUAUUGGUUUAAUUGAUUGCACUCACAUUGCACUAAUUCCAACCAAUGCAGAGGAGCAAAGCUAUCGGAACAGAAAAAUGUUACAUUCCCUUAAUGUCCAAAUGAUCUGUGGACCCAGUGGUGAAAUUUUGGAUGUAGUUGCCCGUUUUCCAGGAGGCACUCAUGAUGCUUUUGUGCUGAGUAGUAGUGGGAUUGGCCAACUCUUCCAAAGUGAUUACUUUCAAGAUGACAUUUUAUUAGGUGACAACGGUUAUCGGUUAUCCCCUUGGUUGCUUACACCAUACCUUGCACCACGGACAGAUGCCCAGCAGCGCUUCAAUACUGCACACAAGAGAACACGAAGCAUGGUAGAACAUGUUUUUGGACAGAUUAAAUCCCGCUUUAGAUGCCUUGAUGUUACAGGGGGGGCACUGCUGUACAACCCUGUUUUGGUUGGGAAAAUAGUGUUGUCCUGUGCAGUUCUUCACAAUAUUGCCCUCCUCCAUCAAAUUCCCAUAGAAAUUGCUUCCGACCUCCGUGCUAGCAUAGACUGCCCACCAGUAAUGGGGCAUGAAAGUUCACAGGCUGGUAAUGACAAAAGAAAUGAAAUUGCGUUCAAUUACUUUUCCCGUUAAGCCCAAACUUUCUAAAUUUGUGCUAUUGGGACUCCAACGAACCGUGUUUGUUAAA